AGUAAUACGCUAACAAUGCUUCUGUCACAGACUCACCCACUGACCGUGGCUUAUAAAAGGCUGGAGCUGAGCUGAGCAACCACCAGUUAGAAACUGCUCUUAACAACGCACCUCUCGUUCACCCCGACUCCUCACACCAUGGCCUGCUGUGCUACUAGCUUCUGUGGGAUUCCCAGCUGCUCCACCAGUGGGAACUGCGGCUCCAGCUGUGGGAUCCCCAGCUGCUCCAUCACUGGGAACUGUGGCUCCAGCUGCUGUGAAAGCAGCUGUGGCCAGACUGGCUGUGGCAUCGGGGGUGGCAUUGGUUUUGGCCAGGAAGGUGGCAGUGGUGCUGUGAGCUGCCGCACCAGGUGGUGCCGCCCAGACUGCCGCGUGGAGGGUACCUGCCUGCUCCCCUGCUGCGUGGUGAGCUGCACACCCCCAACCUGCUGCCAGCUGCACCACGCCCAGGCUUCCUGCUGCCGCCCGUCCUACUGUGGACAGUCCUGCUGCCGCCCGGCCUGCUGCUGCUACUGCUGUGAGCCCACCUGCUGCCACUCCAGCUGCUGCCAGCCCAGCUGCUGCCAGCCAACCUGCUGCCAGCCCAGCUGCUGCCAGCCAACCUGCUGCCAGACCAGCUGCUGCCAGCCAACUUGCUGCCAGACCAGCUGCUGCCAGCCAACCUGCUGCCAGACAACCUGCUGCCAGCCAACCUGCUGCCAGACAACCUGCCAACCUAGCUGCUGUGGAACCAGCUGUGGCCAGGAGGGUGGCAGUGGUGCUGGUAGCGCCGUGAGCUGCCGCACCAGGUGGUGCCGCCCAGACUGCCGCGUGGAGGGUACCUGCCUGCCACCCUGCUGUGUGGUGAGCUGCACACCCCCAACCUGCUGCCAGCUGCACCACGCUCAGGCCUCCUGCUGCCGCCCGUCCUACUGUGGACAGUCCUGCUGCCGCCCGGCCUGCUGCUGCUACUGCUGUGAGCCCACCUGCUGCCAGCCCAGCUGCUGCGAGCCCAGCUGCUGCCAGCCCACCUGCUGCCAGCCCACCUGCUGCGAGUCCAGCUGUUAAGGACCAGGUUGCUGAUUCCCAAUUAGUAACUUCACAGUUUCAACUCGGUCCAUAAACUAAGCAGCUCUUCAGCCACUCCUGGACCCCAAACAAGUUCUUGCACUUCAUUUCACUGUUGCUCUGGAGGUUACCAAAUAUUUGAGCCUCCAGAACAGUUUCCAUUCAACAUGGGAAAGGUUUGGAUCACUGCUCUGUGGGUCACAAAAUACAAAUUUGACUCAAGAAAUGGGAAAUCCAAUGGGUGAUCAUAGCAAAGUUUGACCCUACCCUGCAGGGAUCAUUGCUUUGCCAGUGCUUGGAAGAAUCUGCUCCUCUCAGCUACUUUCCCCUCCUCCCUCCGCCAUCCUGUGGGCUGCACUUCCUAUGAAAAAGAAAUAAUGCACCAUGAUCUAAUAAACUAUGCCUAUCGGCACAGCAAAAA
Cavia porcellus (domestic guinea pig) is the source of this 1468-nucleotide messenger RNA. Its product is annotated as keratin-associated protein 1-3-like. Gene Ontology annotation, cellular component: keratin filament. The record is from RefSeq and is a predicted model, not a curated record. The transcript is spliced from 2 exons. NCBI's taxonomy places the organism in Eukaryota, Metazoa, Chordata, Mammalia, Rodentia, Caviidae. The coding region runs from base 139 to 1047 and encodes 302 amino acids.